ACCCGGAGAAGACGGGGUUGUCAUGGAGCUGUGGGGCCGGGCUCGCGCAUGCGCCACUUGACGCGCCGGGCCGGUCGUGGAGCAGCGACCCUGGCCCUAGGGCGAUCCAGAUGAAAAGAGUACCAGGAACUCGCUUCCAGCCUAAUAAAACAUGGAGAGGAAAAUCCCAUCCAGAGAGAGCCCCAGAAGACUCUCGGCCAAGCUAGGCAGAGGAACAGAGAUGAAAAAAGGGACUCGUCAACUUGGCGUGGUGGCUGCAGAGUCAGAUAAGGACUCUGGAUUUUCAGAUGGGAGCUCAGAAUGUCUGAGCUCCGCAGAGCAGAUGGAGUCCGAGGACAUGCUGAGCGCCUUAGGCUGGAGCGGAGAAGACAGGCCACGGCAGAGCUCCAAAGCUGCCAGCAAUGCCUUCCCUACACUGUCCCCCAUGGUCGUCAUGAAGAACGUUCUGGUCAAACAGGGCAGCAGCUCAUCCCACCUCCAAUCGUGGACCGUCCAGCCCUCCUUUGAAGUGAUCUCGGCACAGCCACAGCUCUUUGUCCUUCACCCACCUGUGCCAUCGCCAGUCAGCCCAAGUCACGCCAGUGAGAAAAAAUCAGACUCCAGAAACUACUUGCCCAUUCUGAAUUCUUAUACCAAAAUAGCCCCACACCCUGGCAAAAGGGGCCUUUCCCUCAGCCCAGAAGAAAGAGGAGCAAGUGGAAUACAGAAGAAAAUCUGUACCGAGAGACUGGGGCCUGGCUUGUCUUCCAGCGAGCCGUCCAAGACCGGCGCGGCCCCGUCCAGUCCCUCCGCUCCGGCCCCAGCCAGUGCCAAACUCGCUGAAGACUCGGCCCUGCAGGGUGUGCCCUCCCUGGUGGCAGGUGGAAGUCCACAGACUCUUCAACCAGUGUCCAGCAGCCACGUGGCUAAAGCUCCCAGCCUGACCUUCGCGUCCCCCGCCAGUCCUGUCUGUGCCUCAGACAGUACUCUGCAUGGCUUGGAGAGCAGCUCUCCCCUCUCGCCACUGUCAGCCCAUUACAGCUCACCUCUGUGGGCUGCAGAGCACCUCUGCCGCAGCCCGGAUCUCUUUUCAGAGCAGCAGCAGAGCAAACACAGGCGCUUUCAGAACACCCUGGUAGUCCUACACAAAUCUGGUUUGCUGGAGAUCACUUUGAAAACCAAGGAGUUGAUUCGUCAGAACCAGGCAACUCAGGUGGAACUAGAUCAGUUGAAAGAGCAAACCCAGCUGUUCAUAGAGGCCACCAAGAGCAGGGCUCCUCAGGCUUGGGCCAGGCUGCAGGCAUCUCUGACGUCUGGGUCCAGUCAUUCUGGCAGUGACCUAGAAACAUUCUCUGAUCACCCAGACAUAUAGCCCAGGAAGCAUAUCUUCCAGAGAUUUGAAUGGUUCUUUUAAUUCUUGCUGUUACCUGCACCUGUGUCCCCAAGCUUAUUUAAGAACUCUUCCUUCUAAACUCACUCAUGAAGCCACAUGCUCUCCCCUGGCUGCUGUUUGAACCUGUGGUCCAUGCACAGGUUAUGUAUGUCUGCGCCAUUGAGGACCUCCGAUUCCAAGUGUCUUUUAGUCCCCUUUCCUUAGCCUACAAGCACAUACCUGGAUCACGGGGCAGAGCAGGGGAGAUGAUUGUGUGGGACUCCACUGUUACCUCCCUCCAUCCCACUUGCUGCCAGAUCAGGGGUGCCAUAACAUGCAUGAGCAGAGUGACACCUGUCGAGUCAGAGAGUAGGCGACACAAGGAUGGCUUCAUAGAUCCUCCCUUGAGUGUCUUAGUCACAGAGAAGACAAAAAUAAGAGGAGGUGUAUUUGCCUCCCACAAGGCAUCAAGCCAGCUGGGUGAGACCGAAAAGGCUUGAGGCACAGGCCGCAUCUGGUGCAAGCAGUUAAUCAUGUAACUCUUUGUUUUCUUAGACUUGAAAGUCAGGGGAAAGGGUAGGACAGUUUGACUCAUACACUUUAAUCACAAGCCAGAUUUCGCUUAAACGAGUGGGCAAAACACUUCAGAUGCUUAAGGUAUGGAAUAGGUUCAGUACCAUCUGGAAUUGUAGUUGAUAAUUUGCUUUUGUUUUACUUAGAGACUGAAGAAAAUAGACAAGGCCAGCAUCUCUUGGUCAGCAGCUGGAUGAUUCUGGUUACUCACUUCCUUAAAACAGUGCAAUCUGCUUUGUAUCUGAAAAGCUCAAGGGGAGCUUCAGUGGUUCCUGAGUGCUCUAAGUGACCCCUCUGCUGCCUCCUUCAUUGGCUUUUUCCCCGUUUGUUCUUUGUUUCGGUAGGAGAGGGAAGCAGUGAUUUUGCUUGUAAACUUUGAAUUAAUAAAACCUUCCUGAGGUUGUGAUAAUGAGGCCACAAAAAGUUGGGAAGCAUUCUUGUCCCCUUGCUUUUUGUGUCUCAAGUUCCCUCUGUCUCCUGGUGUGAUGAGCAAGUAUGGAGCAGUCUGUGUCCCUUUUAUGUGUAGAACGUUGGCAGCAAAGCCAGAGGCGUGAUGUUGGUCAACAUCUCGCUGUUACCUGCACCUGUGUCCCCAAGCUUAUUUAAGAACUCUUCCUUCUAAACUCACUCAUGAAGCCAUGUGCUCACCCCUGGCUGCUGUUUGAACUUGUGGUCAAAAGGAGAAUGGGUGGGAAAUUCCAGAUGAUGCACAUUCUUUUCAGCCUCAUAUUAAUAACUGGAUGUCUAAGGAGUGGAAUUUCAAAGAUCAUCUCCUCAUUUAAAAAUUUUAUCCUCUUGAAAAUUUUAUUAUUAACAAAUUACCUAAAUAAGUUCUUAUGAUCAGUUUCACUUUUUCUGCAAAGGUGAUGUCCUUGAGGUGUACUAAGCCCACAAGUUCAUGUAGUAUUUACCAGGGAGUCAUAAUAACUUGACAUAGUUUAGAAAUGCUAAGGCUUCAGGUUGCCUAGUAAUGUGGUCCCAAAUGCACGAUUUAGACAUGACUGAUUUAUAAAUAAGCAACUUGGUAAAAUCUGAUCAACAUAGAACUAUUACCUGCCAUUUGCUUUCUAAAAGAAUUUCCAAAACCACAGCAAAUGUGUCCCUGAGCAGACUCGGCUCCUUGUAACAUUUUCCUCUUGGCCCAGUCGGUUGCCUCCUCUGAGUCUGUGUGGUGCUGUAGACGUUCUGCUCUGCACCGUGCUAGGAAGCUUCCUGUUUGGCAGCAUAUGUUUGGCAGCAAAGCCAUAGAGACAGGUGCAUUCUAACAGCCUGGGCUCCAGUCCUGAAUCUUACUGAGUGUCAGAAAUCUGAAAACACUUGCUGAGAAACAAAUGUAUUCCAUUGGAAAAACCCUCUGUGGAGCUGUACACCUCUUGGACUCUUCUUCCUAGACUAAGGUUUGCAGUUCCCUUCCUGUCAUGGUAAAAGGAAGAAAGCCUUCAUCGGUCCUUACUGCUGAGUGGCAGGGAGAGGUGGCCCCCACCUCCAGGUCCUCUCUGAUCUUGCAGCUGGAUCUGGCAGUCUCUGGGCGCUUAGCAUGGGUGUCCUUUCCCUAGUUGAGCUGGAAGCAGACGAACCCAAGUAGAGAAGCUAGGUCUUGGAAGGAGAGAUCCAUUGAGGCCAGCAGCCAGACCAGCCAAGGGAGGAAGCUUGGAGAU
Molecule: messenger RNA, 3582 nt
Organism: Marmota flaviventris (yellow-bellied marmot)
Lineage: Eukaryota; Metazoa; Chordata; Mammalia; Rodentia; Sciuridae
Gene: Cipc
Product: CproteinK interacting pacemaker
Biological process (GO): negative regulation of DNA-templated transcription; negative regulation of circadian rhythm
Cellular component (GO): nucleus
Source: RefSeq, a predicted model, not a curated record